CGUUUAAACACAAACACUUUUUUUCGAAACCAGAAAGAUAGAUGGCGAUACCUGCAUACACAUACACGAUUCAUGCUAAAUUCAUCCAGUCUGUCUGUGUGUUGUUGUUGUUGUUUUUUGUUUCUGGUUGAAGAAAAACAAAAACAACGAACAAACGAAAAAAAAAACAUAUCGAGUCGUCGUAGAUGUUGAUGUUUAUCCUUGAAUGCUUCUCGUCCUUUGAAAUGAUCUUUUUUUCUCUCUUUCUCUCUAUCUUUUUCUUUCGGUGUUUUUGUUUGUGUUCGUUGAUAUGAUCGGUAUAUAUGCCCGUUAUCGUUUCGUUUCAAGUAAUAACCUAUCAUUAUCUUUCAGGAUCAGAUUUCAAAUCUGGAUUUGUUUCCCAUUCAUUUGAUUCUGUGUGUUUUUGAUAUCGAAAAAUCGAGAACAAAUCAAUUUGGUGUGAUUCUUCGAAAUCUUAUUCUCCUCACGAUAAUUGAUUCAUAGUGUUUUGUGUUUUUUUUUCGGUCUUAAAAGAAUUUCGUGGGAAAAAAAAAUGUCAUUGUGGAUCGGUUGUACGGCCAGUACGGCAACCAAAUUAUUAUCAUCACCAUAUAUGAAAAAUGUAACACGAAUUACAAGCACACCGUUUAUUACGAAAAAGACUUUACAAUCAGAUAAUCAAUCAAUUCGUUCAUUCUAUAAUGAAGCUGAAACGAAAAAAUAUUUUACCCGAGCCCAAUAUGGUGGUCGUCAUAUGGUAACAGUAUUACCCGGUGAUGGUAUUGGACCAGAAAUGGUUCGUUAUGUACGGGAAAUGUUUAAAGUUGGCGGUUUCCCUGUUGAUUUUGAAGAAGUUCAACUUGAUUCACAUAAUGAAGAUCCAGAAAAUAUGAUCGAAGCAAUCACAUCAAUUUUACGUAAUGGUGCAGCAAUCAAAGGAAAUAUUGAAACACGUGAACAUUCAAAAUAUUUCUUAUCACGUAAUGUUGAAUUAAGAUUACGAUUAAAUUUAUUCGUAAAUGUUGUACAUUGUAAAUCAAAUCCCGGUAUUAAAACACGCCAUAAGGAUAUUGAUAUUGUAUUGAUAAGACAAAAUACUGAAGGUGAAUAUUCGUGUUUAGAACAUGAAAGUGUUGAUGGUGUUGUUGAAAGUUUGAAGAUUGUAACCAGAGAAAAAACUGAACAAGUUGCACGUUAUGCAUUCGAUUAUGCACGUUCACAUAAUCGGAAAAAAUUGACUUGCGUACAUAAGGCUAAUAUUAUGAAAAUGGCCGAUGGUUUAUUCUUGAAAGUUUGUACCGAAAUUGCUAAAGAAUAUCCGGAUAUUGAAUUCAAUAAUAUGAUCAUUGACAAUUGUUCAAUGCAGUUGGUAUCGAAUCCAAAUCAAUUCGAUGUACUAUUGUUGCCGAAUCUAUAUGGAAAUAUAUUGACAAAUAUUGCUUGUGGUUUAGUUGGUGGCCCAGGCAUCACAUCUGGACGAAAUUAUGGUCCUACACAUGCCGUUUUUGAAACUGGCACACGUAAUACUGGUAAAAAAGUAGCUGGUAAAAACGUAGCCAAUCCUAUUGCUAUGUUGAAUGCGUCUGUUGAUCUAUUGGAUUAUCUUCAAUUAAAAUCAUAUGCCGAUAUUGUACGUGAUGCUAUUUAUAAAGCUAUUAAUAUAGAAAAAUUACAUACAUUAGAUAUGGGUGGUAAUGCAACAACAAGUGAUGUUGUUAAUUUUAUCAUCGAUGAUGUUAGUUCGCAAACAAAAAUUAAAGCCUAUCAAGCACAGGCUUAAUGGAUUGUUGAUGGAUUAUUAUCAUCGUCAGAUUUAAAAUCAUUCAGUAAUAAAAAAAAAGAGAAAAAAAAAAAAGAUAAAAAUUAAUCA
Messenger RNA from Dermatophagoides farinae (American house dust mite), 1849 nucleotides. It is a transcript of the gene Idh3g, whose product is annotated as Isocitrate dehydrogenase (NAD(+)) 3 non-catalytic subunit gamma. Gene Ontology annotation, biological process: tricarboxylic acid cycle; isocitrate metabolic process. The record is from RefSeq and is a predicted model, not a curated record. Lineage: Eukaryota; Metazoa; Arthropoda; Arachnida; Sarcoptiformes; Pyroglyphidae. Gene Ontology annotation, cellular component: mitochondrion. Gene Ontology annotation, molecular function: magnesium ion binding; NAD binding; oxidoreductase activity, acting on the CH-OH group of donors, NAD or NADP as acceptor.